Molecule: messenger RNA, 7212 nt
Organism: Harpia harpyja (harpy eagle)
Lineage: Eukaryota; Metazoa; Chordata; Aves; Accipitriformes; Accipitridae
Gene: FRMD4A
Product: FERM domain containing 4A
Exons: 24
Coding region: 359-3496 (1045 amino acids)
Biological process (GO): establishment of epithelial cell polarity
Cellular component (GO): bicellular tight junction; cytoskeleton; adherens junction
Source: RefSeq, a predicted model, not a curated record
AAGCUUGACAUUUUUGGAACAUUCUCCCCAGAAGCUUAAUUCUUCCACCUCUGUGGCAUAGCGAUCCUGCUGAGCAAACUACACCGAGAAACAGAAGGAAGCUAAAGAUACGCUGCUUGAAGCAUGUUGUUAAGGUUACAAGGCUUGGGUUUUCCUUUUCUUUUUUUUUUUUCCCUUCUCCCCCCUCCUUCUUUCAAACAAGCCACAUCUUGACUCAUAUGGUCUGAUGUGAAAACCCACUCAGCUAUUUGAUAGUUGGGAAAUCUAGAUGAGACUGUAAGUUAUUUCAAAGGAAGCCUGUGUGUGCUGUGAACUCUCUCUCACACACACACGCACACACACGAGUUAGCUCUGCACUAUGGUAGUACAGACAGCUGUGACUCCGGGUAGGACCCGAAGACUUUUAUUCAAAAUACCAUAUGGAUCACUGAGGAGACGCAGUGUGGAAAGGAUGACGGAGGGCCGCAGAUGCCAAGUGCACCUCCUUGACGACAGGAAGCUGGAGCUCCUCGUUCAGCCAAAGCUUUUGGCCAAGGAGUUGCUUGACUUGGUGGCAUCUCAUUUCAACCUGAAGGAGAAGGAGUACUUUGGAAUUGCAUUCACAGAUGAAACGGGACACUUGAACUGGCUUCAGCUGGACCGCCGGGUUCUGGAACAUGACUUCCCCAAAAAGUCAGGACCGGUUGUUUUGUACUUUUGCGUCAGGUUCUACAUUGAAAGCAUCUCCUAUCUAAAGGACAAUGCCACCAUUGAGCUGUUUUUCUUGAAUGCCAAGUCCUGCAUCUACAAGGAACUCAUUGAGGUUGACAGUGAAGUGGUGUUUGAACUGGCUGCAUACAUCUUGCAGGAGGCAAAGGGAGAUUUUUCAAGCAAUGAAGUUGUAAGGAAUGAAUUAAAGAAGCUGCCAGCCCUUCCAACACCAGCACUGAAGGAGCAUCCUUCCCUCGCUUACUGUGAGGAUCGAGUCAUUGAACAUUACAAGAAACUAAAUGGUCAGACAAGAGGUCAAGCAAUUGUGAAUUACAUGAGCAUUGUAGAAUCCCUCCCAACAUAUGGAGUGCAUUAUUACGCAGUAAAGGACAAACAGGGAAUUCCUUGGUGGUUAGGACUUAGCUACAAGGGGAUUUUUCAAUAUGACUACCAUGACAAAGUGAAACCAAGAAAGAUCUUCCAAUGGAGGCAGCUGGAGAACCUCUAUUUCCGCGAGAAGAAGUUCUCGGUGGAGGUGCACGACCCGCGCAGGGCAUCUGUGACCAGGAGGACAUUUGGGCAUAGUGGCAUUGCUGUGCAUACGUGGUACGCCUGUCCAGCACUAAUAAAGUCUAUCUGGGCUAUGGCCAUUAGUCAACAUCAGUUCUACCUGGACAGAAAGCAAAGCAAGUCGAAGAUUCAUGCUGCAAGAAGCCUAAGUGAGAUUGCGAUUGACCUGACUGAAACUGGAACCCUCAAGACCUCAAAGCUGGCCAACAUGGGGAGUAAAGGCAAAAUUAUCAGCGGCAGCAGCGGGAGUCUUCUGUCAUCAGGUUCCCAAGAGUCAGAUAGUUCUCAGUCUGCCAAGAAAGACAUGCUGGCUGCACUGAAAUCCAGGCAAGAAGCUUUGGAAGAGACACUGCGCCAGCGCUUGGAAGAGCUAAAGAAACUCUGUCUCCGAGAAGCGGAGCUCACAGGAAAGUUGCCACGAGAAUACCCCCUUGAUCCUGGGGAGGAGCCACCUAUUGUAAGGAGAAGAAUAGGAACUGCCUUUAAACUGGAUGAGCAGAAAAUCCUGCCUAAGGGAGAGGAGGCAGAGCUGGAGCGCCUGGAGAGGGAGUUUGCCAUUCAGUCCCAGAUCACGGAGGCUGCCCGGCGCCUGGCGAGCGACCCGAACGUCAGCAAAAAGCUGAAGAAACAGAGGAAGACAUCCUACCUGAACGCACUGAAGAAACUGCAGGAGAUCGAAAAUGCCAUCAAUGAGUAUCGCAUCAAAUCUGGAAAGAAGCCAACUCAGAGAGCCUCCCUGAUCAUAGAUGAAGGAAACAUUGCCAGUGAAGACAGCUCCCUCUCAGAUGCCCUUGUUCUGGAGGAUGAGGAUUCUCAGGUCACCAGCACAAUAUCCCCUCUCCAGUCCCCACACAAAGGACUCCCUCCCCGGCCACCCUUGCACAACAGGCCUCCUCCUCCACAGUCGCUGGAAGGCCUCCGCCAAAUGCAUUACCACCGCAAUGACUAUGACAAGUCCCCCAUCAAACCCAAGAUGUGGAGCGAGUCAUCCUUGGAUGAACCCUAUGAGAAGGUCAAGAAACGCUCCUCACACAGUCAUUCCAGCAGUCACAAGCGGUUCCCCAGCACCGGGAGCUGUGCCGAGGCGGGAGGGAGCAGCUCGCUGCAGAACAGCCCCAUACGGAGCCUUCCCCACUGGAACUCCCAGUCCAGCAUGCCGUCGACGCCCGAUCUACGGGUACGCAGUCCACACUACGUCCAUUCCACGCGGUCAGUAGACAUCAGCCCAACCAGACUGCACAGCUUAGCUCAGCACUUUAGACACCGGAGCUCCAGUUUGGAGUCACAAGGCAAGCUCCUUGGCUCAGAAAAUGAGACGGGGAGUCCUGAUUUCUACACCCCAAGGACUCGUAGCAGUAAUGGCUCUGACCCCAUGGACGACUGCUCUUCCUGCACCAGCCAUUCCAGCUCUGAGCACUACUACCCAGCUCAGAUGAACCCCAACUACUCCACCCUGGCAGAGGAUUCCCCAUCGAAAGCCAGAGAGCGGCAGAGACAAAGGCACAAAUCAGCGGGCAACCUGGUCUCUUCCAAUUCAGGGAGUAUGCCCAACCUGGCUGCGAGGAACGGGACGGGGCACCACCGUGUCUACCUGCACAGCCAGAGCCAGCCCUCCUCCCAGUACAGGAUCAAAGAGUAUCCCCUGUACAUCGAGGGCAGCUCCACACCCGUGGUGGUGCGGAGCCUGGAGAACGACCAGGAGGGACACUACAGCGUGAAAGCACAAUUCAAAACCUCCAACUCCUACACAGCGGGGGGGAUGUUUAAGGAGAACUGGCACGGGGAUGAAGUGGACUCGGUCAGGCUCACCCCCUCCCGCUCCCAAAUCAUAAGGACUCCAUCUCUGGGCAGGGAGGGCCAUGAGAAAGGCUCGGGUAGGACUGCUGUGUCGGACGAGCUGCGGCUCUGGUACCAGCGGUCCACGGCCUCCCACAAGGAGCACAGCCGCCUCUCGCACACGAGCUCCACUUCCUCAGACAGCAGCUCCCAGUACAGCACAUCUUCGCAAAGCACCUUUGUGGCGCACAGCCGGGUCACGAGAAUGCCUCAGAUGUGUAAAGCAACAUCAGCUGCCUUACCUCACAGCCAGAGGAGUUCAACACCGUCGAGUGAACUAGCAGCCACGCCACCGGGCAGUCCCCACCACAUUCUCGCAUGGCAGACUGGAGAAGCAACAGACAACUCACCCACUAUGGAUGAGUCUCAGUCUCCAACCCACCAAAGUACUGAUGAAUAGAGGAGCUACAACGAUAGCUGUUUCCUGGAUUCUCCCCUCUAUCCAGAAUUAGCAGAUGUCCAGUGGUAUGGGCAGGAAAAAGCCAAGCCUGGGACUCUAGUGUGAACCCCUGACCUCAAGUUAAAUCACAUCAAUGCCAUUCUGAGAUCACCUCACUGCCUCUCAUUUGCCUUACCCAGAUGCACUGUCACCCAGCACCAGCUUCAACUCUAAGCACUUUUCUCACGAUGCAAUUCAAGACGACAUUUACAGAACGCUGGCCCUGAGACAUCCACCGCAACAGCGACGGACCGCAGCGCAUCCCAUUGCCAGACUGGUGCACAUCCCUCCCACGGCCUGCAGGGCAGCGGGUGCAGAUGAGCAGCCAUCUUAAUAGUCAGUCGGCAAUUUAAAAAUUGAUUUUCCUUUGAAACGACGGAAGCCUUUCAAGGCUUACAUCAAAUCUUACUGUUCUGCAGCAUGUAACAGCAGUAAGAUUUCCAUGACGUGCGAUCUGAAGCCAAGAGAGCAUUAGUUUAAGGGGGGGGGGGGGGGGGGGGGGGAGUAAAAUGGGAUAGAGGCUGAGAAAUGGAUCUCAUAGUCCUGGAAAGUGCAUCUGUUAUGAAACAGUAAAAUCCCAUCACUUCAAGGAUGUGUCAGAGUCUCGCAAUCAGACCUGCACUGCCAAAGAUCGCCACACCGACAUCGGCAGGAUGAGUUUGCUCAGCAAGUUCUAGCUACAAGAACAUCGCUCUCAUUUAACUCGAUGGCAGACACGACCACCUCCUGUAAAACCGCACUUCCUUCUUCGCUUUGAGCCCACCUACAUGCAAGUAAAAUAACCCAAUAUGCUGAAGCCACACUGGAGGUCUGGGCUGGUAUCACAGCUACUAUUAAACUGGACAAACAAGGUUUACAAAGGCAUUACCUAAAGCAGAGGCAAGUACUGCUACUCACAGCAUCUCUGUGGCUGGCACAGGUUGCACACCAAUACAUAGAGAGGUUGGGGUUGUGUUGGUUGUUUUUUAAUGCUCUGAUGAAGAUUAAAAUUGCCAAAAAAACCUUUCUGCAAACCGAUACGGCCAAUAAAUUCCAAUCGAUUUCUGCACAAAGCAUUAACGUGAAAUCAAAGGGAAAGCACAUCACAAUCUAAUUGACACGGUAAAGCUGCAUUAACAUAUCUCUUCCACUCAUCUUCCCUCCUUUAGCACCAGUUGUAGCAAAGGGCUCGUCACUCAGUGUACUGCUGUGUGGGAGAACCGGUCUGUCGGGAAGAGGAGAGGCUCCGCAGCGGGGUUGAACAACCAGCAGACUAGGCAAAUUUUCCCAUUGCAAGAAGCGACCACAAGAAAGAGAAGCAACUAAAUUAGGUGUUGGACACAAGCGAGAGCUGCCUGCUGAUACCAAAAGGAAUCGUAUAAGAGCGUCAUGGAAGGAGCUGCAAGUUUACACAUACUUUUGAGCAAUGCUUUAUACAUGUCAAGCCAUGGAACUUAAAAAGGCCUCAAAGACACUUUUGUAAUGAACAAGUGCACAAUCUAGGUGGAUGUUGAAGCUGGCACGUCUAGUCUUCAUUGCGGUGCUAUGCUGUUUUUAUUGCCACUAGAUGGGGGGAGGUACCCGGCCUUCCCCCGUUUGUGCGUGCAAAUGAUGAUUUCCUAUGGGAAAGGCAUUAAAAGAAACGGCUGGAGGGGGUUACUUUGUGAAAAGCAGAAACUGAAGUUAGCUUUAGUUUAAGAAAAAAAGAAAAAAGAAGUGCGAGUGUGUGUGCGUGUGUGUGUUCCAAGAAUAACAAUAGCAUCUACCAGACAAAGUAGGGCGAAACGUUUAAAAUUAAACACCACGACUUGGGGGGCUGCCACACCUUUUUGCAUUAAGAUUGCUGGAAAACUGCAUUCCAGGCAUUAAAAGAGAAUGGGUUCUUCGUCGUUAGGCUUGGAAAGAUGAUGGGGUUUCUGACAAUUAAUGCAAGCUGCUCAUGUGAAUACCUUUCUGCAACGUUUAUUAGAAAUGUUUGCUUCCGUUCUCUGCACUUGCCUGCUGUGCUGCUGUCCCGCAUCACCGGUAAGGCAGGGGAGGUGGCCUUGCAGAGAUGAGGACAGCCAUGGGCAGAAAGGCUGCUGUUUGUCCAGGGAAAUCCACCGCAGAGCCAGGAGGGAAACUUCCAUGUUCACACAUGAGGCAUAAAUUAAUUAUCCGUCUAAAAAAAAAAAAAAAAAAAACGCACACUUUUUUAUGCUGGCAAGGGUUUUUUAAAGGAAGCCAUGCAAGCCUCGUGCUUCUGGACCUCCACAAGGAAUCGCCACAGGAGUACAACCCCCUUCGACAGCAAUUGAAGCCUCGUAACCGCUUGCUGGAAGAACAGACAGCGGUGAGAUUGCACCCUGUAUCUGGACGUGCAAAAUGCUUUUUUCACCAUCUCUUUGUGCUUUGGGGUCUUUAACGUGGGAAUUAUUUCAAGCUCCUAAUUGGAUUUUUAGCUGGAUAAGAGAUAGUACCGAUUAGUGACAUUUACUGAUAAGAUUUGGUAGCUAAAGUGAAAGGAUUAAAUAAGGACCAAAUUAAGCAGCGGCAAGUAAUUUAGCCCACAGAUUUUUAGGGGCUCUGAGCAACUGUCUGUUUUCUUUUUAAUUUCCCUGGUAAGUGGUUUUGGGUUGGUUUUUUUUUUUUUCUGUGUACCUUCUUUUAAUUAAAAAGAAUUCAACAACAGCGGCACUAUGAGGCCUCUGGGCACUACAGGAAGAAACGUUAAUUCCUCCAAGACCAGAUCUGCAGUUUUGCAGCAAAGGUUAAAAGGUGGCAGCCCUGACUUUAGGGAAAAAAAAAAAAAAAAAAUUUGGUUAGCCUGAAUUGCAGACAGGCUCGAGUAGAGAAAAAGCCUUCUAGAAACGGAUUGAGUUUUGCUUUGUGUUCUGCUUUUCUGUUUUGCAAUCAAGGCACACGUGAGCAGCCAGUCUGGUAGUAAAGACAGAUUAAGUAAAACAGGUUUUACUGUUUAGCUCAAUUCAAUUAAACACAAAUGUACAUAAAAUGUUAAUCAUAGGAGAUUAACAUAUUUAAGUAUAACGCGGAGGGGUAUAUACAUAGCUAUUAUAUACAAGCACUUGACUACCAACUUCACCCCUCCUUUACUUUUUUAUUUUUCAAGGCUCCAUCUGACAUAAAGCCACAAUUGCGUUCUUAGUCUACGUGUCCGGCGCUCCCUCUGUUCAGGCAGGAGCCGGGUGUACGGUCUGUGCACCGGGCCGCGCCGGGAGGCAGGGUUUAUUUUUAAAUGAUAUUAUAUGCAGUCGAGUGUUGAAAAUGUUGAAACAGUCCAAUUUGUUUUCACUCUGUAUUAGUUUUAGUUUCAGGCAUAGCCGAUUCCCAUUCAGGUGCUAUCAGAUGACCAGUUACUGCUUAGUUAACUAGAUGUAAAGUUUUACAUAUAUAUUAAUGUCAAUAGUUUUAUUACAAGUUGUGUAAAAUGGACUCUCUAGUUUAAAAAAAGAAAAAAAAAAGGAAGAAAAAAAAUUAGGUCUCUCCUGAAAUUGAUUUUAGAGCAUGGAAAAUGAUUUUACUGGAUUCUGUUCAACUGUAAUCAAGGAAAAAAUAUGUAUGUUGUAGAAAAAGUUGCAGAAUUAAAAAAGAUCUGCUUUUAAUUUAUUCUUUUUGUAUUAAGAAUUUGUAUAGUUACCUUUACAUUUUGCAAAACGGUGUUGUCAACACUUCCUUAUUAAAGCAUUUUCAAAAUGAAA